This is a messenger RNA of Chanos chanos (milkfish), 2178 nucleotides long. It is a transcript of the gene dcst2, whose product is annotated as DC-STAMP domain containing 2. Bases 1 to 2178 code for a protein of 725 amino acids. The transcript is spliced from 15 exons. The record is from RefSeq and is a predicted model, not a curated record. Gene Ontology annotation, cellular component: membrane. Lineage: Eukaryota; Metazoa; Chordata; Actinopteri; Gonorynchiformes; Chanidae.
AUGAAACGCUUUCGACAAAGAGUUACCCGUCUGUUACGCAGCUCUGCCGUGCACCAAGCGAAAGACAACGCCACAGGGUUCUUUCUCGGCCUAUUUCUCGCUUUCGUUUAUGGCAUGACCGCUCUUCUUGUGCAGAAACAUGAUCUCUGGUACUGCUUAAUCAGUACAGUAACCAUAGCGGUUUUCAUCUCGUUCGGUAUGGCCUUCUCCUCUCGUGUCCGCGCAAAUGUUAUGCUCAUGCUACCGAUGCUGUGCUCAAUGCAUGGUAAGAGGUUCCUCCUCUUCCUCGCCUUCACCGCCGUCAUGAAAGGCCCAAUGGGCAACACAUUGGAGAACUUCGACCGUGCCGCGGACAGCGUUGUGUGUGGAACCGAACUAGUGAUGAAUCAGACACAGCAGCUGAUGCGCCGGGCUGCCGCACCUUUGCUGCCCGUGCUGAAGAAGAUCAAAGCCGUUACCAGGAAUGUCUACUCUAUGACAGGGAGGGUGAAGAAGCUUUUCGACGCCUUGUCCGAAUCCGUUCGACAUGUUGCUCGCACACUCAGGAACGUACUCCAUUUUCUGGUCACUAUCGGUGAGGUGUGCAACGAGAAGCUGGGAACACCUCAGAAGAAGUGCCACAAGCUCUUUGACGAAGCCCACAAGGACUGCAUGGAGCAGCUCUCCAUCUUCUCUUUCCUCUGCAACAUCGUGGAGGGCUUCAGGCCUCUUUGUGGCCUCGCCCGUGCUGGACAGUUCUUCUGUAUCAUUCCCACUUAUAUUGUGAGCCACUUGAAGGCAAAGAUAGCUGAUUCAACUCUAGCAGCAUUUGAGCAAAUAAAAAAAGAAUUCGAGUUCAACAUCUCAGCUUCGACGCACUAUGACCUGCAGCUCAACAGCAGCCAAUCGAUUCAGGAGAUGGCUCAGGAUAUGAUGGAGGAAGUGAGUGAAGAUCUGAUCUAUUUCCAGGGACUCACAGGACUGCUGGCUUAUAUGAGCCUGGUCCUACUGCUCUUCAUGUACCUUCAGGCUGUUCUGUACAAAAACAACUACCUUCAGUGUGACACCUUUGACAACAUUUAUAUAACUGACCAGUUUGUGGAGAUGGACCUCAGAUGGUCCAGGCAGAGACAGCCAGCAGUGCUACCACUCAGCCAGAGAGAGGCGCGUACCUACAUCAGACCAAGGUCUUUGUACCUGACUGCUGAGGAGAGACGAACAGUUGCUGCUGGCAUGCUGUCCGUCCUCAAGCACCUGGCUAUGGCCUGUGUUGUCAUUGCACUGGAUGUCAUGGUCUUCUGGGUAUUUGAUGUUGUACACCACCAAGCCCAGGGGGAGAUUGUAGCUAGAGCUCCCAUUAUAUUUGAGAUACAAGUGAAUGGAUCAGGCUACGCCUCGGAUAUCUUCAAGGACAUAGUGGCCUCUUUUGAUGUUUUGCAAAGAGGGAACAUCACUGUUCUUGACAAAAAGUGCCUUAUGGAACCACUGGAACCUGACUACACAGGAUAUCUGGUCAUAGGAUUUCUUUAUGGCCUGGCUACCUUUACGGUCAUUACUGGAGGCUACAUCAAGCGUUUACGCCGGUUUGUUUGUGCCAGUUACCACCCCCAAAGAGAGAGAGAGAGGAUUCUACUACUGCGCCAGCGUAUUCUGUCCCAGCGCAAGUCCUUAGGUAAAGCCCUGCUCAGGUCUGUGGCCAGAGGCAAGGAGGAUGGACAACACAUGAGUUUGCUGCAAACACUGUCCCUGUACCUUCCUGGUGGACCAGCCAUUGCCAGAUUUCUGGGUGUCUUUGAUGUUUCCUGCAUGACCUGUGGAAAGUUGAUGGCUGGGAAGGAUGAUCCCAAUGUGCACGUCUGCAGUACCUCACAGUGCAAAGGAGUCUACUGCAGUCAGUGCUUUAGGCUGAUGAAAAACAUCUGUGCCAUCUGCAUGGGGCCCUUGACAUUCCAGGAAGACUCAGAGGAGGAGCUAGAUUCCAGUGAUGAUGAGAGAGUCAUCUUGUGGACGGCUGCACUGAGCUCACCACACAUCAGUCAGAGGAGGGACAUGAGGAAGGUGAUGAAGCGACGCAUCUCCGUGGCGACCAGGGGGCGAGGAGGGCAACAUUGUAGCCUUCAUAGUAUGAGGCAUGCAUUUCACUCCCAGGACAGAGAACUGUACGAUCCCACUGCUUUAGGGCCAGCUAACCAGGUUUAG